Messenger RNA from Capronia epimyces CBS 606.96, 1623 nucleotides. RefSeq lists its product as uncharacterized. Gene Ontology annotation, biological process: carbohydrate transport; transmembrane transport. The record is from RefSeq and is a predicted model, not a curated record. The coding region runs from base 1 to 1623 and encodes 540 amino acids. Lineage: Eukaryota; Fungi; Ascomycota; Eurotiomycetes; Chaetothyriales; Herpotrichiellaceae. Gene Ontology annotation, molecular function: carbohydrate:proton symporter activity. Gene Ontology annotation, cellular component: membrane. The transcript has a single exon.
AUGUUGCACAAAAUCGUGGUCAAUACAUACAAUUUGUGGGUGGUCGUGUUCGUCGCCCUCGGUACCAUUUCAACUGCCUAUGGCCUCGCCAUUAUCGGCUCGACGGUUGGUCAGCCCAAUUUCUACACCUACUUUGGCCUCGCGACUGCAGGAGAGCCCGGGUAUGACCACACAACCAACAUGAUUGGCGCCUUGAAUGGCGUGAACUCGGCGGGAGCAAUCGCAGGAUGUAUCUUCCAAGCCUGGUCUGCCGACUCGUACGGACGCAAGCGGACCAUGCAAAUAGGUUGUGUUGUCCUCAUCAUCGGUGGAGCUCUCUGUGCCGGUGCCUAUGACAUGGCCAUGUUCCUUGUCGGGAGAUUCGUGGCCGGGUUGGGUGCUGGAAUUCUCGCCUGUGUGGUUCCUAUCUACCAAGCCGAGGUCUCGACCCCAGAGACUCGUGGAGCCAUGGUCUGCGUCACAGGCAUCAUGUACGCUCUGGGCUACAGUUCUGCAGGAUGGCUGGGUUACGCCUGUUUCUUCAUGAAGGCUCAUGAUCCCGCCGCCCAAUUUGCUUGGCGCUUUCCCCUGGCUUUCCAGGUCGUCUUUCCCAUCAUCCUCCUGGCUGGGAGCGAGAUGGUUCCGUACAGUCCACGUUGGCUGCUUUCCAAAGGCCGGCGACAAGAAGCAUUGGAUGUGGUCAAGAGACUACAUAAAACACCCGCCGACACCAAGGACGUGAAAGCCAGACAGGAAUUCUGGCUGAUGGAGAAGCAAUAUGAGAUGGAUGCCAGUUUGGUCGUGCGUCGCUUCGAGCUCUUCCGCACCCCAGCCAAUCGCAAACGAGCUCUCAUGGCAUGUGUUCUCAUGUUUGGAGAUUCGUGCUUAGGAAUUUAUGUGAUGACGAAUUACGGAGUCUUGAUAUACGCGAGUUUAGGCCUCGAUGGGUCGACUCCUCUACUACUCAAUGCCUGCUGGACGACCUUGACCAUCUUUGGGAACAUUUGGACGGCACUUUACAUCGACCGCUUUGGCCGACGGAAGUUCAUGCUCAUUGGAGCAUGCGGCUGUGUCCUGGCAUUGGUGUUGCUCUGCGCCUUGACGGCUUCAUUCCUCAACACCGACAACACGGCGGGGCUCAAAGCGGCCGUCUUCAUGGUCUGGCUGUACAUCGUGUUUUGGUGUUUCUUCGUCGACGCCACGCAGUACGUCUACGUCUCGGAGAUCUUUCCCAACCACCUACGCCCGCACGGCGUCGCGCUGGGUCUGUCUGCGUUCUACCUCGCCAGCGAAGUCACCCUGGUCGCGGCCCCCGUGGCUCUGAACAAGAUUGGCUGGAAGUUCUACUUGGUCCUGAUCAUCCCCAGCGCCGUCUACAUCGUCAUCAUGUACUUGACCUUCCCCGAGACCAAGGGCCGUACGCUCGAGGAGAUCGGCGACGUCUUUGGCGACACCCAGCACGUCGCAAGCCAUUGGUACACCGCCAACCCGGAGGAGAAGGAGAAGAUUGCCCAACAAGCUCUCCGGGAGACCGAAGGUGGCUUGGUCCACGAGAAGGGCGACCGACCCUCCGUCCAUGAGCUGGAGAAUGCCACAGCGGAACAAGGCGAUGUCGUUCAAACCCAUGAGGUGGCAAAGGCGUAA